AUGUAUCGAAAAUACCGAUAUAUCGAAAAGUACCGAAAAGAUAUCGAAAAGUAUCGAAAAGAUAUCGAAAAGUACCGAAAAGAUAUCGAAAAGUACCGAAAAGAUAUCCAAAAGUACCGAAAAGAUAUCGAAAAGUACCGAAAAGAUAUCGAAAAGUACCGAAAAAUUUUCGAAAAGUAUCGAAAAGAUAUCGAUAAGUAUCGAAAAGAUAUCGAUAAGUAUUUAUAUAUAAUGAAAAUAUCGAUAUAUAAUGAAAAGUAUCGAAAAGAUAUCGAUAAGUAUCGAAAAGAUAUCGAUAAGUAUCGAAAAGAUAUCGACAAGUAUCGAAAAGAUAUCGAUAAGUAUCGAAAUUUUUUAGAUAAGUAUCGAAAAGAUAUCGAAAAGUAUCGAAAAGAUAUCGAAAAGUAUCGAAAAGACAUCGAAAAGUAUCGAAAAUAUAUCGAAAAGAUAUCGAAAAGUAUCGAAAAGAUAUCGAAAAGUAUCGAAAAGAUAUCGAAAAGUACCGAAAAAAUAUCGAAAAAUAUCGAUAUAUCGAAAAAUAUCGAAAAGUGCCGAAAAGAUAUCCAAAAGUACCGAAAAGAUAUCCAAAAGUACCGAAAAGAUAUCGAAAAGUACCGAAAAGAUAUCGAAAAGUACCGAAAAGAUAUCGAAAAGUACCAAAAGAUAUCGAAAAGUAUCGAAAAGAUAUCGAAAAAUAUCGAUAAGUAUCGAAAAGAUAUAGAUAAGUAUCGAAAAGAUAUCGAUAAGUAUCGAAAAGAUAUCGAAAAGUAUCGAAAAGACAUCGAAAAGUAUCGAAAAGAUAUCGAAAAGAUAUCGAAAAGUAUCGAAAAGAUAUCGAAAAGUAUCUAUAUAUAUCGAAAAGUAUCUAUAUAUAUCGAAAAGUAUCUAUAUAUAUCGAAAAUAUCGAUAUAUAAGUACCGAAAAGAUAUCGAAAAGUACCGAAAAGAUAUCGAAAAGUACCGGAAAGAUAUCGAAAAGUACCGAAAAGAUAUCGAAAAGUACCGAAAAGAUAUCGAAAAGUACCGAAAAGAUAUCGAAAAGUACCGAAAAGAUUUCGAAAAGUACCGAAAAGAUUUCGAAAAGUACCGAAAAGAUAUCGAAAAGUACCGAAAAGUUAUCGAAAAGUACCGAAAAGAUAUCGACAAGUACCGAAAAGAUAUCGACAAGUACCGAAAAGAUAUCGACAAGUACCGAAAAGAUAUCGAAAAGUAUCGAAAAGAUAUCGAAAAGUAUCGAAAAGAUAUCGAAAAGUAUCGUAAAGAUAUCGAAAAUAUCGAAAAGAUAUCGAAAAGUAUCGAAAAGAUAUCGAAAAGUAUCGAAAAGAUAUCGAAAAGUAUCAUACAGAUCGAAAAGUAUCGAAAAGAUAUCGAAAAGUAUCGAUAUAUCGAAAAGUAUCGAUAUAUCGAAAAGUAUCGAUAUAUCGAUAAAAAAGGUAUCGAAAAGUACCGAAAAGAUAUCGAAAAGUACCGGAAAGAUAUCGAAAAGUACCGAAAAGAUAUCGAAAAGUACCGAAAAGAUAUCGAAAAGUACCGAAAAGAUAUCGAAAAGUAUCGAAAAGAUGGUUAUCACAUUUAG
Molecule: messenger RNA, 1575 nt
Organism: Schistocerca nitens (vagrant locust)
Lineage: Eukaryota; Metazoa; Arthropoda; Insecta; Orthoptera; Acrididae
Product: golgin subfamily A member 6-like protein 7
Exons: 8
Coding region: 1-1575 (524 amino acids)
Source: RefSeq, a predicted model, not a curated record